CAAAAGCUUGGAGUCACGCUACGUUGUAGCCAACCUUAGCCAUGCAACAGUGUGUGACGCCGCCACGUGGUGCAUGAGAUGACAGGGAGAGGAGGGUAUGACCGCGCAGGCAAAGCACCUGCAGCGCCCCAGGAGGAGAUCCUGACUGAGUUGCGCUUGCGGCCAGAGCUCGUCAGCAAGUGGAAGUACCCCCGGCGCACCGCCGUGAAGAAGACAGCUGCCGCUGACGCACAUCCACCUCCCUUGGAGGGGGGAUUGAAGGUGGUCCGCCACGGCGGUGUGGAGUUCCUCAACAACUUCGACAGCGCCAACGGCGAAGUCUUCCCCCAUGACGGCCCCCCCGAUGUGGUAAAGCGAUUCCACAUCUUGCUCAAAGCAGAUCCGUCAGAUGGCACGGAGUCCACGGGCCGGCGCCGGUGGUUCCACUUUGGCGUCCGCUGCGUGGGCAAGGAGCCGGUGCGCGCGCGCUUUGUGGUGAACAACUUGAGCAACAUGUUGGACCUCUACAACCUGGACGGUCACCGGCCCUUCUUCCUGCAGGUCCCCAGCGCUGCAGGGUGGCGCCGCCUGACGGAGGCCAACUUCGCCUGCCACGAGGAGGUCUUGGAGGACAAACAGGACGAGGUGAAGAAAGCCUCUCGUGUCAAGGACGAGAUCCUGCUGCCAAGGGUGCGGCAAUUAUUGGAAGGUGAGAAGAAGAGGAAGAGUUGCUACAUCGCUUGGGAUUUCCAGCUUGACCACGGGGUGACCACCUACUUCGCCUUUUCACCACCGUUCAACUACUGCAGCAUGCAGAGCUACCUGCGCCGCUUGGAGGACUUCUUCCGCGGUUCGCCCAGGGGCCAGCCGCUGCCGGCGUACAUGGCGGCCAUCGAGGCCCACGGUGGAGGCAGCGGCACGCGCCACGGGAGCCGCGGCGGCAAGCCGCAGGCGCCGUUUGUGAAGGUCACGGUGGAGCAUGGCGGGGAAGCCAAGAAGAUGUACGUCUGGGUGAGAAAGGACGCGACGAUGCUCCAGGUGCGACAAGCAGUGGCAGAAGCAUUGAAGGUCAAGCGGACGUCUCAGGUGAAGUUGGUGAAGCGCCUGGGCUCCGACCGCCUCAUGACCUCCGUGCCUGACUCGGAGCGUCUGAGCCAGAAGUGCCACGUGCUGAUGGUGGGCACCGACUUCCCGGAUGGCCUCACAGCCAAGCGCCCGGAGGAGCCAAAGGAGCUGCCGGAGCCGCUGGAGCCGCUGCCCGAGCCGCCGGAGCUCACGUCCGAGCCCUGGGAGCCGCUUUGCGGGGAGGAUGUUUACUUCCACCGCGAGCGACUCUGCCUUACAAAGGAGGGCCGUCGUGUGGAGCUCUUGACUGUGAGCGCCGGCGGCAGCCCGCCGGGAUCACUGGAGACGCCGCCCGCAGCCUUCCUCACCGCUUCCGUGGCGGUGGACGGGGACUCCCCGGCGGCGGUCUUCGCGGAUCGCCCGGUGGCGUUUAUCUCGGCGCGGGUGCAUCCGGGGGAGACCCCAGGCCAGUUUGCCUUCUUGGGGAUGCUUCGUUUUCUCCUCAGCGACGACGCUCGAGCGGCGUUGCUGCGCCAGCAGUUUGUUUUUAAGCUGGUGCCCAUGCUGAACCCGGACGGCGUGGCCAGGGGCCACACGCGGGCCAAUGUCUGCGGACUGGAUCUCAAUCGAUGCUACAGCGAUGCCAAUCCCACGGAGCACGAAGGUGUGUUCUGGGCCUUGGAGUGGCUGAAGCAUUGGGCAGAGCAAGGCCGCUUGUUGGUCUACCUGGACAUGCACGCGCAUGCGCAUACCCGUGGCUGCGUGCUUUAUGGCAAUCGCCUGCAGGGCAUGUCCCAGGUUUGGAACGUAGCCUUUGCGCGGCUUUGCGCGGUGAACGGGCCCCACUUCGACUUCGAAGGCUGCGAGUUCCCGCCAACCUCAGAUAAGGAGCACGGCAACGAGGAGUCGUGUGGUCGGGCGUCUGUGGCGGCGCUGUGUGGGCUGAGUCAUGCCUACACGCUGGAGUGCCACUACAGCGUCGGCCGGCAGGCACGGCCUGUGGAGGAGGUGCCACUACAGCGACCGCACCCAGGGAUGCUGGUGCCGUUUCUGUGUCAGGUGCCAUAUGGCGUGUACGAGUGGGAGAGCAUUGGUGAGGUGCUGGCAGUGUCCAUCCUGGACCUACACGGCAGCAAUCCCUUCAGCCGGCCCUCUGCGCAGCUGGCGCCUGUCCUCGGCGAGGUGCUCAACCGCCUGUCGCCGGGCAAGAAGCAGGAGGAGAUGAUGGCGGCGAAUCCCCGGCAGGCUUUGAAACCUGCAAACUGGGACGAGGAGUACCAAGAUGUGCAGCUCUGGCGGGUUCUUCACUGUGUGGUGGUGGCUCGGGAGCGCCCCGACCUGGAGGGCCAGGUCUUAGAGGUCUUCUGCAGAGGUCAGCUUUUGGCCGCCGAGGAGGUCCCCGGCUCCUUGUGGGUGCGGCUGUGCACUCCCGGGGGGUUGCUGGGCGGCAAGUUGAACACGGACCUGAGCCUGGUCAACAAACCUGCCGCAUACAUGCUCACCGAUGGAACAGCAAAGGGGUUGGGUCAGCUGCUGCAGAAGACCGACCUGUGGAUUCGCCUCAAGCAGAAGGCCGAUGCUGGCCUCAUCAGGCCCGGGAGCUUGGCCUUCGGGCAUGGCCUUAAAGCGGGAGGAAUUCAGGAAAUCACCCUGCAUGUGCAAGACUGCCCGAAGAAGGCCAAAGUACCAGCAGAGAAGCAAACUCAGGACUGGUCGCUGAUCCUUGAGAUCGACACUUCAGAGCACCACAGCCGCACCAUGCGGUCCCUGGCUUGGAAUGUGGACGGCACCAAGCUGGCAGUGGCCUCCUUCGAUGCCACCAUCUCCGUGUGGAAGGUGGUACCAGGAUCCGAGACACCAGGCUGCUUGAGCAUGGAGUGUGCCACCGUGCUCAGCGGCCACGAGAACGAGGUGAAGUCGGUGGCCUAUAGCCCCUCGGGUCAACUCUUUGCAUCCUGCAGCCGCGACCGCUCUGUCUGGGUCUACGACGCCCAAGAGACGGACGAAUACGAGUGUGUUGCGCUUUUGCAGUCUCAUACUCAGGACGUGAAGGCAGUGCGGUGGCACCCGCAGCAGGAUGUGCUCUUCUCCUGCUCCUAUGAUGACACCAUCAAGGUUUGGGGCCCAGAUGGAGACGACUGGUGCUGCAAGGAGACUCUCGAGGGCCACGGCAGCACGGUCUGGGCUCUGUGCUUUGAUGAGAAGGGCUCCCACUUUGUGAGCUGCUCGGACGACCGCAACCUGCGGCUCUGGGCACCAACCGCCGCCCUCCCAAAGGACUUCAGGCCCGUGGAGAAUGAGGGCAGUCCGAAGCUGCAGGCGAAAGGUGAUGCGAAGGCAAGUGCCGCGACGCUUUUCAGCGCUGCAAUGACGCUGCCGCUUUUCCGAGGAACCCUGGUGCCCACUGCAAGACCUGUGCCCAACGGCAAGGACGUAGAGGCGUGA
Messenger RNA from Effrenium voratum, 3489 nucleotides. The record is from the annotation of a GenBank genome assembly. Lineage: Eukaryota; Dinophyceae; Suessiales; Symbiodiniaceae.